AUGAACAUCUGGCUAGAAGAGGUCGAAGCAGACGGCUUCGUUGUUUGCUUGAGAGAGUUUAUGAGUUUCGACGGUAUCCAUACCGGACUUAAAGUGGUGAGUUUUAAAAAAUUAGCCCAGUCUUCGACUAUUACGUUUUUCUUCGUCCUUACUUGCUAUCAAUUAAAUUUAAAAUUAAAUCUGAUUGUAUGGAAGCUAAUUAAAAACCUGGUGGUUAGUUUGGCCUCCCCUUAUAAAUUACGUAAAAAUUAUAUUAGAAGAAUUAUUGUUAUACCUAACCCAUAAAUGUUUUAAAACCGUAAAACUCUGAAUUUGCUUUGCAAAGACAGCCUGACGAAAGGGGUGGAGGGGUGGACUGGAAGUGAAAAAGGGGGGAGGGGGGCGCUGAUCAGGAAGCGGGGUUCUGUCAAAGAGCGGCUUUUCAGCCUUAAGAAAAUAUCACCCCUGCUGCGCAUGUGCAGCAGGUGUUUUGAAACGAAAGAAAGUUUUCUUGAAGUCGCGCAUAUAAACUAUCCUCGUCAUUUCCCUAAUACAUUCUGAGAUGAAUCUUUAGGGUUCACUUUAGGGUUCACUUCAGCCCGGUGACGUUGGCUUUGAGGCCUCCUAACACUUUAAUGUUGAAUAAAAUUAAAACCGUUCAAGCCAGGACCAUCAAACUUGGCGACUCUUGCUGAAUAUCUCUAGAUUUACUUCUAAUGAAUUAUUAUAUCACACUUAAUUUACCAUUUUUUACGUAGCUGUUAAUAUGAUCUAGGCUUUUUAGUGACUAGCUUGGAAAAAAGAAUUGAAUUUAAAAUGGCCAACUAGCAGGAAUAAAUGGAAUUAAUUUAAAUAAUUCAAAAUGGCAGAUCCAAAAAGGCAUAUGGUCUCAAUAAGAAAUGACGUCAUCAUGUUGUCACUUCCAUUGUUAAAGAUGAUCAAAUUGUCAACCAUCAUCAUGAUUUUUAAGUAAUUUAAUUAUUUUUGCUUAAUGGCUACAGAAACAAUUGAUAAGCUAUGGGUUAAGACAAUAAAUGCAACAAGGCGACAUUAGUUACGUCAAAUUACGUUAUUGUGUCAAUCACAUUACUCGUACUUGUUGGAAUGAUGAUUACACUAUUUUGUAUAAAUUUAGUGGCUGUAUCAUGAGUGGUUAUAAACUUCUCUAAGGGGCCUUCCCCCUCCAAUUCCCAGGGAGCCCAAAAACGCCCGAUCCGAAUAGUGUUAAAUAUAGGUCAUGGUAUUUUGCUUCUUUCUUAGACUGCAGAUACGAAUUUUUCUCAGGGUUCCCACCGUCAGGUUAAGUUUUCUUAAACACCCAGAAGGAAAGACGUUUAAUGCCGUGACUGUUUUACGUUACUUGCGUCCACCUUUUCAGAACUGGCUUGCUUAUGAUUUGCUACCUGAGGCUUGGAAUUUUACUGAGCAAGGAAGGCUUCAUUUUUCUGGACUUGGUGCACCAAAGAAAGAGAGCAAUUAUGCCUUUUGUCAGGUUGGAAAUAUGACGUUUAUUAAUGAUACAUUCAAUUUUUUAUUGACUUAACCCUCGGACGUACAAGGGGGGGAUGGAUACCACCCACCCAUAUGGUUUUUCUGAGUUUUUUCCCAGAGGAUAAAAUGUCAGUACCAGACAAUUUCAGUUCGUUAAUCCCUCGCGCACAUUUUGAGACAAGUUUAGCGAUGGUGAGUUGCUAUGGUUACGAUAUAUGACGUCAGAAGUAGCGGGUGGUCAAGCCAAUUUUGGGUGAAAAUACAUGUUUUUUCAACUUCUUUCAACAAUAAAAGUAAAUAUUGGGGCUAAAAUCAUACAAAGUGCUUGUUUGUGUUAUUUGUUAUUUAAAGCACAAAAAAUUACCAUUUCUCGCAGUUUUAACCAGAUUUCUAAUUCUUGGUAAACUCCAAGAUGGCGACCAUUGUUGGUGACGUCACAGGCCUUCAGCAGCGCUACCAGCCCUUAAAUAUACCUCAUCUUGUUAAGAAGAUCAAAGGCUUUCCACUAAAGUUAAAUGGUUUCAACAUACUGAAACAUAUCAAAAACACCGGGGAGGGGUUCCAUCCACCCCCUUCCCCUUGUACCUGAAUUUGCAUGUACGUCCGAGGGCUAACUUACAAACUCAAGCCUUUAAACCAACGUGGUUAACAAUCAAGGUUUGUGUUUUGUAUUUCUCAUUUCUUUGACACUGUAGCAUCGGCGUAUUGUGCAUUUUUAAAAUUAGAAUUUAAGUCCAACAAGAGAUAAGACCUUCUUGAUCAUCAAUGCGUUGUUCACAAGAGUUGUGUUUUAGAUUUGUUGACUGCAACGUGUUGAGGAGGUGCAUCCACUAUUAAAUAUAUUUUAUAGACCUAGAGUUUGCCUACUCAUUUUCUUAAUGAAGUGGGACAAUAUAACUUUCUUCAAAAGGAUCAAAGAGACAAUAUUUCUUUAAACAGUCAGGGAAAAUUAUUGUGUUUGGUAAAUCAUGAUUUAUAGGAUUAUAAGUUUGAGAAUCCAUUCUACGAGCCGCCCAAUAUUCUGGCAUCUGUCGGCCAUGAAAAUGUCACCAGGGAACUGUCAAUGAAGGCAGAUGGUCGCUAUAGCAACGCUUUGACUGUCUGGAUUGAGGUGAGUAGCUUUGAAGACACAUAAUAAAUUGAAACUGUUUCAGAGAUUUGCUGAUUAAAAUAGCUACCUUCGCUAAAGAGUAAAGCACUUAUAACUAAAGAAGAAGUUCGAAGUGGCACUUAAAACUUUACGGCAAAUUCAAGCAAUAACUUGAAUCAUCAAGCUGAUUGUCAUUUCCCGUACUCAUUUUCACCUGAUGAUUCUUUUUAACGGAGGCUCUAUGGGUUCAUGGUUUAAAAACGGUCACAUCUGUAGAUUGUAAUUGGUUGAUUACGAUCCAUUCUUUUUUUAUCAUUAUUAUUUAUUUCCGUGGUGAUUAUGACUGAAAACUAACUUUCUCGGAAUGUAUUGUUCUUUUCAUGUAAUCCGAUUGGUCAACUUUGUCUAGAUGGCCUCGGUUAUAGUAGUCACACUGCAACAGACAGCAGCGUCCAUUAUAUAACCGUGAGAACUGUACGUCCGUUUAAACGAUUCAAAGUUGCUCUUGUUCUUAUUGCCUAACUGGACGCCCCUGUCUAAAAGCUAACAGGUUAAUACAAGCUUUUUAUUUAUUGGUAUAUUUGAUGUUGUAUUCCAGGAGAUAACUCGUUUGUCUUUCAAAGUGUGCAUCAAAGACAGUCAGGGAAUGAGCAAGUCUCACGAUCCAGUUACAGUGGACUGUGCUAUAGUGGGAGGUACAUUACUCUUAUAUUUGCUUAUUCUUUAAAUUCAAAGAUUUGUCUCUCAUAUUGGUUCGCCCUACUGUCAAGGAAUUUGGCCGUUGGGUCAAACGUCGAAUUGAAGAAAUGAAUUCCAAUAAGAAUAAAAAACUAUGAUCAAAUGUCGAAGAAAGAAGUUAUAAAAAAAUGACGUUUAAAUAAGGACAGCAUCGUAUUGAUCGCCUUUUCAAACGCUUUAAUAAUUUGUAGAAAAAGUAACUCCCCAUUUCCUAUCUUUUUUGCCAUCAAUUUUCUUCACAGGAAAAACAAAGCAAAAUUUAAAAAAAUUAAAAAGCAGUUGCGCUCUCAAAGGAUGUAGGACGUCAGGUCAAUUUGCUAUUCAUACAAGUGCUGAUUUUCUUGUUGUUUUUUUUUACCCUAAAGAUAUAGACCCGUGCACAAACGUUACUUGCGAUUACCAUGCCAUCUGCAAAGCUUUCUCUGCAUUUGAUGCCCGUUGUGUUUGUGAUGACAACUGCCCAUCGUACGAGGAGCCAGUGUGUUCAUCCAACUCGACAACAUUUAAGAACAAGUGCUUUUGUCUGCUGGACAUUUGCAGGCGCAAGAGUAACCACACUCUCUAUCAUCCCGGUAGCUGUACAGGUAAGAGAGCGGAUUAUAAGGUUUCUUUAAAACCACCUUAACCAGCGUAUGCAGAGCUCUAGUGUUAUGAGAUAUGGUCCAGCUGAUUACUUGUAACAUCACUCAAUAUGGCGGCCAUCUCGGGCGCCAUCUUGGAAUUCCGUUUGGCACAUGGCAUUUUCCGUGCAUCUAUAGGUCCAAAAUUGAUCAUGAUUAAAUACUAUUUUGCUUAUUUUGGUGCUGUUUUGAAUGCAAUAAAGUGCCAAUUAUAUAGUGCCACCAUAUGAUUGUCUGAUUGUACAAUCAGCUUUUAAUUUACUUCCUCGCAUAUAGAAAGGAUUUUAUACCUUUUUUUUUUCUCAUCCUCAUCAGGUAUUUGUAGGAUGCAUCUUUUUUUGUCUUUAUGUUAACUUUAUGGCUGUUGUUGUUUUUUUGCUUGUUUUUUAUCGCUUUCAGCUCUAAUUAGCUUUGUUUUUCUUCUAUGUUGUAUCUUCUUUUUCUUGUUGUUCCUCGACAGGUUUUCCUGUUCAGACUGGGCGAGUUUCACAGGGGAGACAUGUACAGUGGGCAGAAACGGCCUGUGAAGUAGUGAAAUUUCCACCGUUUUCAUUCUAUCCGGACAAAGAAGUGCACGUACAAAUAACGACCAAUCACUGGAACAUAAGCGAGAAAAAUUUUGUACAUGAUGCUACUGUGUCCUGGGUGGAAACUGUUAACUUCGAGAAUUUUGAGGUGAAUAUUUUAAAAGGAAGUGUUCAAUUCAAGUAUUACUUCAAGUAGUAAUUAGUGAGCCUUUGUUCAUUUGUCUUACAUCUCGAAGAACUCUUGUUUAGCUGUCAUAUUUCUGGCCAGUAAAAUACUAUUUAAACAUAUUUUAUUUUCACAACGAGUUACUAGCGGAGAUUUCGCGUGUUGCGCGCGCAGAGGAACACUAUGGGUAGAAAAUUUGGUUAUCUAUGUAUCCAAGAAAUUUUGGUUACUAACAAAAUCGUGCUUACGUACGUAGGACCGCGUCUUCAUGUUAACGGAUGUGAAAUGUCUUACUAGCUGUAAGUCUAAAACAUAUACAAAUUGUGUUUAACUCGAUUUUGGACAUCCAUGUUAUAAUCAAUUGACAGCUGUUAAAGUAGGGCAUCCGCAGACCAGAGUCACAUGAGUUUAUCGCGGGCUCAGGUGUGCAACUUAUUGAGAUGACGGGUUUUUUAAAGUUCUCCGCUGACCAGUAACAGAAUUCAAGAGUUUGCAGGCUUAGAAAACUUUACUACAGGAAGUAAGUUACCACGAGAGUUUCGCUUUUGGCCUUGGCUAAAUCUAUAUAUUAUCUUACCAUAUAAAAUAAACAUUAGCCAUUACAUUUUAUCUUUAGGUGUGCGUGACUGCAGCAGGAAGAAAUGAUCGCUUUAUCAAAGAAUUUGCCACGGUGGACUGGAUGGCCUACCAAGGUGCUCCUGAUGGAGGUGUGGCGGGUAAAAUGCGCAUUCCAGAAUGGUGGACUGGAUCACAGUGCUCAAAAGUCAGCCUUCCUCAGGCAAUAACACUUUAUUGUUACCUCUCAGCUGCAUCUUGUUUCGUUGCAUAAACCAUAAAAAAUAAUGACCUUUAAUUAAGUUUUCAAUAAGGUGAACAUUUGGUAUGCUGAUGUCAUAAGUACUAAACCCUCCAGUUGUUAUCCAAUCAAAGAUAUUGUACUUGGACUUGGAGACAUGAGCUGCAAAGAGGCAGCCCAGUUCUGUCCACGAAAUUCUUUCUGACACAUAUUCCAUUUUUAAACGUUUUUCAAUUCUUACACUAUUUGUCAGAGGGGGGAGAUAUUCUUAAAAAAGGCAUUAUUUGAUACAAAAAAAUAUAGGAGAAAGAAACUUGUACGGUCUAGGGCUAAAUUUGACAGUCGCGUUCAGACACCUGACCACGAUCCAAUGUCCUAUGAGCGUCCCGAUCAUGUGAAAUGUCAUUUAUUCCAAAUUUUACAUGCUAUUCUCCCAAUCAGCUUUGCUGUGUAUACUUAAUGAUUACCAAUUCAACUUUCUUACUGUUAUGAAUGGUUUUUUUAACAGGGAAAAUUUGCGUCUACACCAACGGUCCUGGUUACAGCAGAACAUAUAAGUGCAGACUUUAAGCAUGAUGCCGCAAGUUUGUGGGUGGAAAACGCAACCAGUUCCUCCUUUUACAUUUGUCUUCGAGAACUGCAGAAUUAUGAUGGUCUACAUGAAGAUAUCUUUGUGGUAUAUGUUUUCUCCUUUAUAAAUAUAUCUGUCUGGCGUUUGCUAAAUCUUGGCUAAAGAAAUUUCAAGUGCAUUUUAACAAUUUGAUAUCUAAGUCGAAUGGAAAGUAGUUACAAAAUACCAGCUGACAACUUUAUUGCUGGCGACAGACGGUGAAUUUCUCUCCCAGAAGAAACAGGAUUUUGGGAUACAAUAAACAACAUCUGAAACGUCCAGAAAUUAUAACCUUUUAGUCAGCCAAACCAUGAGGCCCCAUAGGCAAGUGUCUGCCGAAAACAGAUUGAGAAGCCACAAUAUUUGAGCACAGAAUAGGCUUUCUAAGACAAAAUCACCUAAACUAAAUACUUGUGAAGCGUUUUUUUUAUGCUUGGUACCGUAAUCUGGUAACACGAGCUCAACCACAUACUUGAAUUUUGUUUGUCAACGCUUUCGGUAAAUCACACAAUAUUAAUUUCGUGGCCAUCACAGAACUUCCAAAAAACCACUCGUAAUAUUUCCACAUUUAACACGGGCGAAAUUACUCGUCAAAUUACUCGGAAAAACUGUCGCAUUCUGCACAUAAAUCGUCGAUGGAAACUUUUCUCGAGUCACACAGUCGAUUUAUUCAAGAUCCUGGAUGUAAACCAGCGGUUGAAAAGGAGACAUGCAGUCCCCGCCUUCCAAACAAUUUUUGACGAAGACGUCUUUGGCCUGGUCAGAGAUCAGCAUCAAUUUGCAUCUCGGCGGAUAAAUUUCACCCCUAGAACCUCCUUUGUGAGGCCAAAGACUUUUUGCUGCCAACAACAAAGCUCGCAAUAUCCAAUCUUUCCUUCUCAAACCCGGGAUCAGUAUUUCAUCCGUGCAGCUAAAUGAGACGAAAUAGGAGACGACGUAGCAGACUUAAUCGUGAGGCUUGUUCCUUCGUAAGGUUUCAUGAUGCCUUCCGGAAAGCUUUGCUUAAGGCAGCCACAAAAAAAAUCUAAGAAUACCCACUAAGAGAGCCGUGUUCAGUCUAAAACGCGCGCUGAUUUCAAACUGGCAUACAGUGAGAAUUAUAUAGGAAGUUAUGAAAGGCCUUUUUCUAGGGGGGUGGGAGGUUGUAGGUUAAUAGCCAUUGAGAAACUCAUGACAGUCUAUCUAAUGCAGCGCAUUAUUCAGCCAACAAACUCAACAAUAUAACGCUGUAAUGACGUCAAAUAACGUCAUUGUGACAAUCAAAUUAUGCCUAGACGUUGGAAAAUAUUUUAUUCUGUGUAAUUUUGGUGGCCGUAUCAUUAGAGGUUUUAAAGUUAAAGAGGGGAGCCUCCAAAGCCAACCCACCCCGCUCGCAGGGAGCAAAAAAAAAACGGUCUGAAUAGGGUCAAUGAUAAUAUCCGUGAAAUUUUAGCUCUCGCAAGCAUUGUGGUUACAAAUCGUUUUUCGGGCACAUGGCUCGAUUAUUUUUACACGGGAUUUAGGUAUGAGAUAGCAAUCCAUUUUUGAUUGCUAUCCCUCUUUUUAGAGUUGGAUGGCCUUUGAAACAAUCCACAGGCCCCUUUUCGCUGAGAGCAAACACGUGGAUUUUCCAAACAACAAUUCCGUUUCUACAAGCUACAAUGGUGCAUUUUGCAAGGUAAGACGCAACUUUACUUUUAAGUAGAAAAAAGCUCUUUAUCUGUUUAGAUGGAACAGCAGAGUUGCUGCAAGUCGACCUCUUGGCGAGGUCCAGAUGAAGUCGCGAGAGGUCGACCUUCAUUCCGCGCCAUAUUAAAUCCCACGAAGGACUUUUUUGAAAGUCUAAUGGAACAGCAGAGAAAAGCGGCUAUCAAAUAAGUAAAUUAAGGAAUUUUGAAUCAUCUUUAUGUCUGUAAAACUCCAGAUUUUAUCCCAACUUAAUAAAUGGGAGUAAAAAUGAAGGACGUCGACCAUGACUGAUCUCACAUCUAGUUGCCAUAUCAUGUCAUAUGAUCUUUCAAAAGAAAAUAGAUGAGGCCAAGAAAUGAACUUAUGUUUUGAAAGUUCAUCAAAGCAAUCCGAAAAAAAAAUCUUGAACGAAGAAAUGUUUUUCUUACUCAAAAAUUACCUGUUCCUUCGAGUCAGCGCAGAUAAAUUUCAGCCACCUAUACCAUUCAUUGAUCAAAAAUGGACAGUCAUUCAAAUGCUAUAUCAACAGCCUUAUCUUUAUGUCCCUAGGACGUCCCAUUUGCGAAGAAUUACGACAAACAACCCAUAGUAUUAAUAGCAGCCGGUCACAACUCAGAGGGCAACAAUUUGAAGCCAAUAUACAUGUCUGUGACCCCAUGGAUUGAGGUAUUCUCAAGUUAUUUAACUAAUAUACAACACACUUUAAUCAAAAUAAGUAACAUCAAGCUGACAACCCCGUGGGAAAUGCACAAAUGAGCUAAAUUCAGUACCAUGGUCUGUUCAUGCAGUCUGUUUAUCAGUCAUAGUCGCGCAGCGAAACAAUCCAUGCAUCUAUUUAUCCAUGUGUUAUUCAAGGUCAGUUUCCCAAGUUCUUUUUUUUGUUUUUGUUUAGAUAGGAAUUCAAAAUGACUCAGUUAUAGGUGUUUAAGCGAACGUCUCUAAAAGUUGAGCUAUUACUGUUUGUUCUUGUAAGCGAAAUAUAUGAUGCUAGAUGAUAUAUUCUUAUUUUACAGCACAUCAAGACCAGCGAAUUCCGCAUUUGUCUCAAGCAGUUGUUCGCUGACCAGCAUGAUCCUGUGACUGUGUCCUAUACAGUACUGGCAGGUGUGUUAGUAAAUGAUAAAAACAAUUUUCUUUGCGAAGACCUUCUCGUGCCCAGCAAGCUUUGGUAGAUUUCAAGUAAACUUAGAGACUCCUUGUUUCAUAUCUCCUUUAAUUAAUCACCAGUAAAUGAAUUUUCUUAGUUCCUACUUACUACAAAUAACCGGUUCUAUUUCCAAAAGCUUCUCGAUCAGCUCGAACUUUUCAUGGAACGAACCAAACUCUAAUUUGAGUCGACCUAACUUGAGUUAAGAUCGGCUGCUGGGUCAGUCGUCGAUUUUUACGGGACGCGUCCAACCAAUCAACUGAAUCAGAUAAGUGAUAAAAUUAUUUUCUCCCGAACGAUUUUAUAUACAUUAUCGAACAAUUUUUUUUAAUUUAUCAGUUUAGUUCGUCACAUGUGAAGAUCGACGUUUGUCCCGGAGACGAUCUUCGGACGCUCUGUCCGUCUGAACGUGUUGGACGAUCCAAACUCAUUCAGACGAACUUAACUGAGCCAGACGUCGCUAGGAACGUUACAUGAACUUAAAUCACUAAGUUUGGUCUUUGUUACGCACAAUUUACUUCACACAAAAUGUUUUGUAUAUUGCAGAUGUAUGUAAACCAGGCUGGUCAUAUUUUAAUGGUAUUUGCUACUCGACAAGCCAUUCGUGCAAAAAUUGGACCGAAGCUGAGAAAACCUGCCAAGCAUACAGCGGCAACCUCAUAACUGUGCGUAAUCAAGAAGAAAACGUCUAUAUUCAGCAUCGGCUGAAUGGUGCCAAGGGCUGGAUUGGUCUAAACGAUAGGACAGUUGAGGGUACUUUCGACUGGGCAGAUAAUCAAACCAGUAACUUUUCAUAUUGGGCGAAGAACCAACCAAAUAACUUCAACAAUGAAGACUGCGUUCACACUUUGGGAGUCAGACAUAGUUUUAUGUGGAAUGAUGUAAGCUGUGGUACAUGCCAUAACUAUACCUGUUCAGAAGGUUUGUGGGUGACUUACCUCUUUUAUAUACCAACUUUUGUAUGCUAUAUACAGUUAAAAUAGUGUGACGGGACGCGUGGGCGUAACCCGUUUACUAUAGUGAGAACUUAGUGUAAAAAUUUAAAAAUAUGCAUACACAAUAAUAAUAAUAAAAAAGAGCACUAUAAAUAAUGCUCCCAAAAAAAAAUAAUAAUAAUAAAUAAAAAUACAUUUAAAAAAAUGAUAAAACUAUUCCAGAUAUCUAGGAUCUAAAAUGAUAACUAUAAAGUCUUUAAAGUUCUCUUAACCCAUUCGCCCCUGAACCGCCCGUAACCGCCCGUGCGGAUCCAGGUCCUUUCUACCCUUUGUGACGUCAUCAGUUUUAAAAGUCAAGGACACCUUUUUUCCCUAACUUGUGCAGAGUGAAAAGAUCUUUCAAACCAUACCAGAAUGAGCACAAUUCAGUCAAGGACACCGGAGAAAGAAGCAAAAAACCACGUGACAUUGACCUGAAAAUCUCCAUGAAUAUCUUGUUCCAUUGUUCACCUACCUUUCCUUUCACCUAAUCCGAGGAUCCUAAAAGCUUUCCUAAAAACUCUUCCCACCAAAAUGAAGCCUACUAAAUGCCCAGCAAGAGAAAAAAAAAAUGAGGCAAGAAAAGCGAAAAAAGAAGGGAGGAGAGAAAGCGAAAAGUAAAAGUCAAGACUGCUGUGUCACUUUUAAACCCAAAUUUUGCUUUCUGCGCAUGCCCGAACUUCGCAAGCUGAUAUUUUGCAUCUGGAUCAGAAGGCCAUGAAGUCUACGACCUGUAAACCGGUUUGUGGUAAGUCUUAGCUCUUUAUAGCACGACAGUGGCCAGAAAACCACUCGACUAGCUUCAAAACGCGUUUUUCGGCAAAAUCUCCAGGAGCAAAUGGGUUAAAUAUAUUACUUAUUCGGCUGUAACAAAAUUCAUUGACGACUUCUUCACGCCCACAAAAGUCCAAAAGAUGUUGAAGGAAGAGAGUUAAUAAUUUCGAAAGCGAUAAUCAUUGUUCAUGUUGCAACUUUAAACGUUCUAAAGAUGUUUAGUGUCCCGAGAGUACAGAAUUCUGCAUGUUAUAAAAAAAAAAACUGCCUUACUCUUACUUUCGACCAACUGCUUCAGCUUGACUUCUAAGUCUGGGCACCACCCCCUAACACGUUCAUUAUGAUAUUAUAUUGUUUCACUUCAUAUCAUUGGUACUUCUGCUUUCACUCCGGUCCCAACGGAGCGGUUCGUAUUUCGUGGUUUUCUCCACCUCCUUUUUCUCCCGGCUUGUAACCCAUGAGCAGCUCAUCUUAAGCGUUAUAACUUGCUUUGACUCGUGGUUGAUAAUGCACGCGUGAACUCUGUUGGCUUCAACUUCUUGGUGCUCCGCAAAUAGGGGGACAUCCCAGAACACUUGCGCAUCGUUCGCCUCGUACACUGGCUUCGGUUUCAGUGGCGAGUCAAGGUGGCACCGAGUCUGCAAGGCCUAGGCCUUGCAAAAUCUCGAAGAAAAGUAUCUUAAGGGCUGCAUUAUUUCGGGUAAUGUACUUGUUCUGUGCAAGGGCAGUACAACCAGUCAGGACAUGGGCGACACUUUCAGGGGCCUUAUUGCAUAGCCUGCACGUUACCUCACCCGUCAUAUCCGUGUGCGUUUUCUGGCAGGCAUACAACCUCGUAGGUAUUAUUAUUAUUAUUAUUAUUAUUAUUAUUAUUAUUAUUAUUAUUAUUAUUAUUAUUAUUAUUAUUCAUUAGUUCCCAUUCAAAAGCAAUUUGCCCCAAACCUGUUUCAAAAAGAGAUUAAAGGGUUUGUUCUUGACCUCAUUUUGAAAGUGUGGGUAUUUUUAGAAAUGGAAAAUGGUCUAUUUUAACGUUUCCAGGUGUUAAGAGUUAUUUUUAUUUAUUUUAUUUCUAUUUUCAGAGAAGAUCCUAAUUGACUUUCACCAAUUUACACCUCAAUAACCAAUAGGCCAUAUUUGCACGAUGACGUCAUUUUAUUAUUAUUACUACCAGAAUCCUUCAGGGUAUUGCUUUCUUAUGCAAAUUACGGCUUUUGUUAUUAAAACCUCACUGGGAUUAGCAAAUUUAAAUAUGAAAGAAAAAACGAAAAGAAUUCUGGUCCUAGUAGUAAAAAGGCGUCGUCGUGCAAAUGGCCCAUUUCUCUGGCUUCUUAGGUGACAAAAAGUUUGAGUUUACUGUAAAUCUGUUUGUUGCAGAAAUAGUAUAAAUUAAAAGAUUAGUCUACAAAGAAUUCGAAAAAUAGGCACUACUUGUGCGAAAAAGAAAAUUAGACGUCAUAAAAAGGAUCCAUAAGCUGGAGCUUUUAGCACUGCAUUACCCCUUCAUACACCACAGUCUUCGUGCUGAUUGACUCAUAUGAGAAACGAUUUUAAAUUUUGAUUGACAAAUGAUAGUUUCAUUAUUUGUUUUGCAGGUUGAUUGACUGAACGAUUGUUUUAUAUUCGUUUUUAAAAUUAGAUUUUGAUGAAUGUGGAGGAAACAAUAACCAUUGUCAUCAGAACGCCAUCUGCACAAACAUUAUUGGCUCCUAUAGCUGCCGGUGCUCCGUAGGAUAUACCGGUGAUGGUUUUCUUUGCAGAGGUAUUAUGUUCGAAGACCCAAGUUGUAGUUUUUCGUUUAAUUCGUGAAGCAUAAUUUUUAAAGAUCCUCAUCCAAUGGUAAAGAGACAUCUCUUGUGAAUUUAAGGCUAGCUUGGGGCGAAUUUCUAAGGUAGAAUAAGCGCGCUUUUACCAUAAAAUUGCCUGAAAAUUUAUUUUUCAAAUAACUCUUUAGAGGGUUUUAAAUACUGAGCAGCGUAUAAUAGUGGUAAAAUAAGCGUUUAAACAUAGGCUUGCAUAAAUUAGGAGGGAGAUCUUCUCAACAAUUUUUUUUUCCAGUUUCAGAGUUGAUAAAAUUUGGACAUUAACCUAAUCUCUAUGAACAACACUGAGCAAUGAAGUUAUUAACUACCCUAAUUUUGUAGUAUAUAGGAAUGAAGACCAUACUAUAGUUUUAAAUACAGCCCAAAAAGGGAAUUAAAGUAGGUAUGUGGAUUUCCCGACAAUUUCAAAAUCUAAGCUCCCGUAGACUGCCUAGCUUUCCGCUCUGGUUACAACUUUCUCAACAAACUGGAGCGGGGACGCUUGUUAGAUCUUGUUACGCGGGCUUAAACUUUCGGGGAUUCAUUAUGAGAGGCUUUCUUGUAUGCCGAUGGGGCUAAUAUGCCAGAAGCUUCAACAUAGUACGGUACUUUGAAUUCCUUGAAACCUUCGUAAAGAGUAAAUUUUUUUCCUUCAGAUAUCGACGAAUGUUCUUCAGGUCACCAGUGUGACAGCAGUGCGACUUGUUAUAAUUCAGAUGGAUCCUACACUUGCACAUGUAACAGCGGCUUCACGGGGGAUGGACGAACCUGUCGAGGUACAAGCCUUUAAAUAAAUACUGAAUACUAUAAACGACAGCUCUGUAAAGCUUUUCGAAAAAUUAGGUUGUCUGGCCAUAGGUGACAUCAUACGUAUAGCAAAACUUCUCAUUCUACACAAAGUGAGUCAAGAUCAUUGUCCUGAUUAUUUCACGUCCUAUUUCAAACAUGUCCGUUCUUCACAUGCUCAUAGUACUAGAUCCGCCACCCAUAACAACGUUCUGACACCUCUCUGUUAAAGAAACGGCUCAGGACUUAGCAUAGGAAGUUAGCAAGUACUUGUCGUUUAUGGAAAAAGUGAGGUCACUCGUAUAUAGACACAUACUUUCCCACGCAAUGUUCAGAAAAGCACUGUCUACUGAUAAGUUUACCAAUUAAGACAACGCCUCGUUAGCACAUUUUAAGGUUUGCAGAUCUUUUCAGACAUUUAUAGAAGUUGUAGAAAUUUUUAUUUUUAUUUUUUUUAUAACUAAUACCUGUUGUGUGGAGGACGAUUAUCAAAACUACCCGGUAAACGGUAAUGUCUCCACCCUCGUUGUUCUUCUCGUUCUUGUUCUUCCUCUUCUUCUACUGAUGUCGUUUAAGAAGAAACAAAAAGCAAACUGCGGUGAUAAACAUAACGAAAUGUAAACGCAUUUCUGGGAAGAAAAAAGACGUCUCGUCAAGCGGCGGCCCGUCUCCCCUCCUUAUUUAGCUUUAUUUUCAGGCUAAACGCAGGCCCGAAGGGUUGAGUAGAAUGAAUUUCUCAGCCGAGUCCUCUACUUACUUGCAGAUCUGAAUUCGCCACUGCUUACAUGCGUGCACAGAACUGAAAGUCAUUUCUUCACAAUGGUCUACUAGUGUUCUUGUUAUGUCUUGAAAAGUUCACUCCUAUGACUAUGACAUUCGUUGACAAAAAAGAGAGCCCAGCUUUAAUAAAUAAAAGUUUCCUUAUCUUCCAGAUGUUGAUGAAUGCUCGCUUAACACCCAUGACUGUCACUCCCAUGCAAUCUGCACUAACACAGAAGGGUCAUUUACUUGCAAGUGUGACGUGAAUGCACAUUACAUUGGUGACGGGAAAACAUGCACUCCUCAUCGUAAGGCGAAUUACAUGUUUUACUUCAUUUUGUUCUGUUCGUUUUACCACUCCUCUGACAAUUGUUAACUUCUAUUUUCUGGGAAAAGGUAUCCACCAAUAUUUAUGUCGGCAAAGAGCAACCUCCCGCCUGCCUGUCGAUCAUCUUGAUUACGCUCUUGUCCAAGAAUAUACUCUUAAUGAAAUUUCAAAUGCACCGAAAGCGAGAUUUGCUUGUUUAUUAUUUCGAUUGCUUCUGACUUUUUUGGGUACUUUAAUUCUGAGUGUAUUUCAGGCUAACCCCGCUGAUAUGUUUAAUUAGUCAAGUGGUUUUUUUUUAGGUAUAGCAAUUACUGGAGUCGUUGUCAGUUUCCGAAAUACAGCAUCUUUAAAAAGGAUGAAUUUCUGAUUUACUUUCUUUUUACCAGGUGGCCUCGAUGACUCCGUUAUUUUAGCGAACGAUGCCAGCAAGAUAUCGCAGUUAAAUACCUGGCUUCUUCCGCACUUGCAAAGUCAAGACAGAAGUUAUUGGAAACUGUGUUAUAGGGCCUCCAAUCAUGGCUGGAGAUCACGGACCUUUCACAGCUAUUGCGAUAACAAAGGUCCCACUGUAACGAUUGUUAGAGUCGGGAUCUAUAUUUUUGGAGGCUACAACGACAAUUCAUGGCAAUGUAAGUGCGUGAAAUAGCUAACUAAGAUACCCACCAGGAAGGCUUCAACUGGUUGAAUUAAGCCAAGGGGUCGUUGACCCCAGAUGUUAAAGAAAGAAGAGAUAGAGCCUUAACAGUUUUCGCUAGUAGUUCAGAACAACUCUGGACUUAAAUUGAGUUUUGCUUAUCACUCGCAAUAUUGCGUAGUAAUUUUGAAAACGUCGCCGUAAUAGGUUAAUCAAAUACUCACAAGACAAUCUUACCUCGGGUCUGUUCUGUUGCACUUUGUAAUAAAAAAGAUGUCGCAUCUUGUAAUAACACUUGUCGUACUUUCAAUUGCCAACUUGAAAUGGAUCGAUGCAAGGAAGACCAGUAAACCCGAUCUGAAUAAGUAUCAUCAUCGACAGCAACAGUAAUAAUAAUUACUCAACUGAACUAAUUUCAGCUCCAAUUCUCAAGUGGGUGCGGAGGAAAGUGUUCACAUCAACUGCGGCCUUCCGGCUUCCAUAUCUUUGUAGGGAGUGAGUUCAACUCUUUAUGAAAAUACGAUAAAAUAACCAAAUGGCAAAUUUUGAGUUCAAUUUUUAACAGAUAUUAUUUUUCUCCGAAUUUCAUAACUUGCUGAUUUCUUUGCUUUCAAAGCAUCGUUUUAAGCACAUAUCAAUUUUUCUAUAAUGAUUACCUCGAUUUAUUCGGGUUACAAGUAAAAUGGAAAACACUUAGUUAAUUAAUAUCUUAAACAUGGUGGAUCCAAGAUGGCGGAUGGUUCCAGAUCCUUCUUUAACAAUGAAUAACGUCGUCAUGACAUCACUACUAUUGUUUUAGAUAAUUAAUGUGUUAUUAUUAUUAUUAUUAUUAUUGUUAUUAUUAUUAUUACUACUAAUUAUUGUAUUAUUCUAUUUGUUUUGUCGAUGCUGAUACUUCUUAUUGUUGGGUUUACUUAUCCUCCGACCAGGCAUUUUAAGUUCAUUACCAAUUGCGGCAAGUGUUAUUACAAAUUGCGACAGCUUGUUUAUUACAAAGUGCGACAAGUGGUAUUACAAUGUGCGACAAUUUUAUUAUUACAAAAGUGUGACUGAACACGGGUCACAACGUUGUUGUAACAUAAAUUGCAUUUUAAACAUUUGGAGUCAGUAUUAUUCGUCUAAAGGCACACUUUGAAAAUCUUUUGUGACAACCAGUCAGCUUGCCAGUAAGUUUUGAGUAGUACAAGUCUGACACAUUUUCCAUGCAUUAUCGGUGAUGACAAUCUUUUAGCCACAGGGUCCUCCUUGUAAACAACGGCUUGGCCGUUUGUCUUCUUGUUCGAUGGGAAUCCGCCGUCCGUUUUAAAUUUACUAAUGGAAAACUCCUGGGGACGAAGUUAGUUGCAACUUAUGAUACUCCAAUUUCACGAGGAUUUGAGCCUGAUUUAUUAUUUAUUUCACACAUUAGGGACUUGUCAGAAAUUAGCAGGGGGGAGAGGAGGUGGAGAUUUUCAGUUAAGUGCUGAAAAUAAAAUGAUCCUCCGUAGGUAAGGGAUUAAAAUGUCCCGACCCUCCCCUGGAAAGUGUCCUAAACUUCUAUGACCCUCCCCUGAAUAAAUGAUUAAUUAGCCCGACUUCUCAUACAGUGAUACAGGGAAAAUAAUUCAGUUCUUUCAAAAAAGCAAACUUGUAUUAAAACUGACCUAUGACGAACAUGCAAGUGUUUUUACUGUUGGGCAAACAGGGCAAAAGAAAGUUUUUGGUUUCAAUGGGAUAAUAACAGUUUUUUCUUAACGACUAUACGAAGCAAAGACAGACCCAACAAAAUCAGACAAUUUUCGCGAAAAAAGUUAUACUUCUGAAUGUUGUUUCAGUUGGGAACCCCUUCAAGUGAUGCUCCAGCCAGGGGCAAGUCACAAAACAGCAGGCAAAAAGAAAGCAAAACAGAACAAAAUGAAGGCUAACUGUAGCGUGAUAAUUAUGAGAAUCAUUACACCCCAGCCACUCAGAAGCCAUGAUGCAGGGCACAUGGGGCCAUACGCGUCAAAGUUUAUCUUGGACUGUAUUUUCCUUCAUCGUAUUCUUGAAACAAACCCGAAAUAAGUGUAUCAAGCGCUUGAUGCAUGACUGCUUAAUAGAGGUGACAACACUAAAACUCUAGUUGGGAUGGCGAAAAGGUGGCUGUGGUCGCGCGCUUAAUGGAGGUUGAACUGCAUGUCAGGAAAUAAUCGCCUGUCAUGAUUUUCGUAUGUUCACGAUCGUGGUGGCUAUAUAUCUUUUGCGACCCUCCCUCUUUUCCUCUCAUUUUUUUCCAUAACCCUCCCUUUGAAGGGCUCAAACUGUGACCCUCCCCUGUUUUCCACCUCCCCUCCCCCCUGCUAAUUUCUGACAAGUCUCUUAUAUAUUACUUUCCUGCUCUCCAGGAUUUACUAACCCACCAUCGUUUCCUAAAAAUAGACCGUUUUACAGUUGUGGGCUUUAAUUUGUACCCUAGAAUUGGAAUGAGUGUAAGGCUGAGGAUACAAACCUCUUUUGUUUUCUUAUUUGGCGGUUUGAAAUAUACUAGUUAGCAUAAGAAAACAAGAUUUAGAUAAGAAAGCAGAAAUCUUAUGCUUGUAUCAACACAAGAUCAUCUCCAGCCUUGUUUCCAUCCAUGACUGUGAAAUGGUCUAUUGAACUCGACUGAGUUACAUUGUUUGUGUUCUGUUUUUUUGUCUCUUCAGGGUCUGCUGGUUAUCAAUAUUCCACAAAUACUUUCUUGUACUCACUAAAAAACUACAAUGGGUAUGGAUACUUCAAAAAGGACAUAACUGACGGCUACUACAGCUACGCCACGUACAGCUAUUAUAAUUAUGGUCCAGUCUUUGGUGGCGGCCAUGAUAUGCUUAUUGAGGACGAUGCGGGAACAAAUACCAAUUCUUUCUUUAAUUGUCACUCGUACCGCAGGCCUUAUUGUGACUAUAGCAUUUGGGCUGGAACACGAUACGGGAAUAAUUUCCGCCCAGAUGAGUUGGAGGUUUAUUAUGAAGUGCUUGCUUGA
This is a messenger RNA of Porites lobata, 17866 nucleotides long. The record is from the annotation of a GenBank genome assembly. Lineage: Eukaryota; Metazoa; Cnidaria; Anthozoa; Scleractinia; Poritidae.